Messenger RNA from Acomys russatus (golden spiny mouse), 5636 nucleotides. RefSeq names its product centrosomal protein 152 (gene Cep152). NCBI's taxonomy places the organism in Eukaryota, Metazoa, Chordata, Mammalia, Rodentia, Muridae. Bases 85 to 5322 code for a protein of 1745 amino acids. Gene Ontology annotation, biological process: centriole replication. The record is from RefSeq and is a predicted model, not a curated record. The transcript has 27 exons. Gene Ontology annotation, cellular component: centrosome.
UUGACUAUUUGCAUUUUUUUCUUUGCUAUGAAUUGCUGUCGUAUAGCUUUUUUUUUAUGAGUCCCAAUUCUCCCCAGGAGGACCAUGUCAUUGGAGUUUGGCAGUGUAGCACUGCAGACACAAAAUGAAGAUGAAGAAUAUGACAAAGAAGAUUAUGAAAGGGAAAAAGAGUUGCAGCAGCUGCUCACAGACCUCCCUCACGACAUGCUGGACGACGACCUCUCCUCUUCGGAGCGCCAUGAUUCUGACUGCAGUGUGGAUGGCAUAGCGGGAGAACUGCAUCCUUCUGAGCAACUGGAGAAGCAGUGGAUUGAGCGUGACAUACUGCCCAAACCUCACAGUGUGAACCGUGGCAAUGGCUGGAGAGAAAAUGGAAGUACCACUGAAGACCAGCAUCUUGGGUACCAUCCUGGAGAAGGUGGGGAUGAAGGCGGAAGUGGCUAUAGCCCUCCAAGUAAACGUGAGCAGGCCGACUUAUAUCACCUGCCGGAAGACUUUAGGCCAUACACCGGCGGUCAGAAGCAGGAAUUUCACAAGCAGGCAGCUGGUGUCAUUACGUUUUCAGAUCCUCAGAGGGACAAUUUUCAGCAAUUUGGUUCAUCUCAAGGACCCAACUGCCAAGCUUUGGCUCCAUAUAAAGCAAUCUAUAAACCUUACCACGCUUCUGUGCAGAGCAAUAGUUCACCAGCCCAGGAGAUGGCAGGAAGUGACAUGUUUGAAGGCCUGCAGCAGCAGUUUUUAGGAGCUAAUGAAACAGACUCUGCAGAAAAUAUACAUAUUAUUCAACUCCAGGUUCUUAACAAAGCAAAGGAGAGACAACUGGACAGCUUAGUGGAAAAGCUGAACGAAAGUGAACGCCAGAUUCGUUAUCUGAACCACCAGCUGCUAAUAAUCCAAGAUGAAAAGGAUGGCUUGACCCUCAGCCUUCGGGAAUCCCAGAAACUCUUUCAGAAUGGAAAGGAGAGGGAGAUCCAGCUUGAAGCACAGAUAAAAACUCUGGAAACCCAGAUCCAAGCGUUCAAAGUCAGCGAAGAGAAGCUGACCAAGAAGGCCAGAACAACUGAGAUCACCCUGGAAAACCUGAAACAGCAGCUGGUAGAGCUCCAUCAUUCUGAGUCCCUUCAGCGAGCCAGAGAGCAGCAUGAGAGCAUCGUCGCGGGCCUCACACAGAAGUAUGAAGAGCAGGUGUUAGCCUUGCAGAGGAACUUGGAUGCUACCACAGCAGCCCUUCAGGAACAGGAAAAUGUUUGUGUGCGUCUGAAGGAUCACGUGCUGCAGCUGGAGAGGAACCAAGAAGCAGUCAAAGUAGAGAAGACGGAGCUCAUUAACAGGCUGACGCGAAGCCUCGAGGACAGUCAGAAGCAGUGUGCCCACCUGCUGCAGUCAGGCUCCAUGCAGGAGGUGGCUCAGCUACAGCUACAGUUGCAGCAAGCCCAGAAGGCCCACGUUCUAAGUGAGAGCAUGAAUAAAGCCCUGCAAGAGGAAUUAACAGAGCUAAAGGAUGAGAUUUCUCUCUAUGAAUCUGCUGCAGAACUCGGAGUCCUACCGGGAGACUCAGAAGGGGACUCGAGUAUAGAGCUCACUGAAUCAUGUGUGCACUUGGGCAUUAAAAAAGCCAGUUGCAAACAAACCAAAGCUAACAGCACUGCACAGCAAGAAGUCCCAGAUGAAGAGCUUUCAAAGGAUGAGGUCAUCCUGAGGCUGAAGACACAAGUUCAGCGCUUGCUGAAUAGCAACUCUGUGAAGCGUCAUCUGGUGUCUCAGCUACAGAGAGAUCUCAAAGACCGCCAGGGGACAACGGAAGCUCUUCCGCAAUCAAUGGGUGGUGACAAAGGCACGGAGGCUAAAACAGAUACCUCUGAAAAAACAUCUGAUCAGCUAUGGCUUGAUUCCUCUGAGGCUGCUGUCAGGAAAGACAUUGAGCAACUGAAAAAUGAAGUUCAGGCUCUGCAACAACAGAAUCAGGAACUUAAAGAAGCUGAAGAAAAACUGAGAAGUACAAACCAAGACUUAUGCAAUCAGAUGCGACAGAUGGUGCAGGACUUUGACCACGACAAACAGGAGGCUGUGAAUCGGUGUGAGAGGACCUACCAACAGCACCACGAAGCCAUGAAAGCCCAGAUCCGAGAUAGCCUUCUAGCAAAGCAUGCUGUGGAGAAGCAGCAUCUCUUUGAGAUUUACGAGGCCACCCAGUCACAGCUCAGGUGUGACCUUGAUAAGAUGAACAAGGAGAUGGCUGCUGUGCAGGAGUGUUACCUGGAAGUGUGCAAGGAGAAGGAGGAGCUAGAAUCCACUCUCAGGAAGACCUUGGACAAGGCUCAGGAGCAGAAGAGACAGCUUUUGGAAGACAGAGAAGAGCAUGUGAGCAAACUGAAGUCAGAACUCGAGGAGAAAUACCAAGAAACGCUUAAGAUGGAAAAGCAGAAUUGGCUGAAGGAACAAGAGGCAGGCGUUAAACAGCAGGCUGAGAAAGAGAGCAAACAAAAACUCAUUCAACAGCUGGAAAAGGAGUGGCUGUCCAAACUGGAUCACAGCGUAAAGGCUUUGAGAAAGGCAACGUCAGACCGCGGCAGCCAGACUGACCAGGCGGCCCUUCCUGCUGCCAUUUCUAAGGCAGAGGCAGCAGUCCUGGGAGAGCAGCAGGCUCGCCAAGACCAGCCACAGCAGGAGCGGGAGCAGGAGCAUGCUGUCAAGGAGGCUCUGAGGAGGCUUGAAGUCGCGUCGGAGCUCAAGCACUGUGAGAGUAUUGCACGACAGGUGGAAACAGCUGUGCAGAAUGCCCGCAGUCGCUGGCUACAGGAGCUGCCCACGCUUGCGGAGUACAAGGCCCUGCUGAGAGCCCAGCGGCAGGAGUGGGCGGAGCAGCAGGAGCAGGCCGUGGCCCAGCGUCUGUCUCUUGCACUCUCUGAAGCUAAGGAGAAAUGGAAGAGUGAGCUUGAAAAUACGAAGUCAAAUGGAAUAGCUGCCAAGGAGCUGGAAGAGAAAAUUCACUCUCUGCAGAAGGAGCUGGAGUUGAGGGACGAGGAAGCCCCCGCCAUUGUCAGGGCUGAGUUGGCCAAGGCCCGAACUGAGUGGAACAGAGAAAAACAGGAAGAAAUCCACAGGAUUCAGGAACAAAACGAGGAAGAUUAUCGGCAGUUUUUAGAUGACCAUCGAAACAAGAUAAGCGAGGUGCUUGCGGCAGCUAAAGAGGACUUUGUGAAGCAGAAGGCUGAGCUGCUUCUUCAGAAGGAGACAGAAUUCCAGGCCUGUCUGGACCAGAGUCGCAGGGAGUGGACCCUGCAAGAGGCCCAGCGGACACAACUGGAACUCCAUCAGUAUGAGGAAGACAUCCUCACUGUGCUGGACUUCCUCCUGCGGGACACCCAGCUGGACUGUGCUGGUGACUCACAGGACAGGCAGCUUUCAGAAAUCAUGUCAGCUUGUUCUUCAAAAUGGAUGUCUGUGCAGUAUUUUGAGAAAGUAAAAGCCUGUAUACAAAAGGCUCUUCAGGAUUUCCUGUCCUUGUUUAUGGACAGCCUUGCCUCAGAGCUGGAAAAGAGAAAUGUGGUCAAGACCUCUGCAGAUGCGGUCAUCUGGAACACUGGCCAAGGAGACCCUGGGGUCCCAGCGUCCCUUCCUGUCUCCACCCCCGGACACUGUGCUCGGUCCUCAGCCUUGCCAGAAGCGGAAGCUGAUAAAAAGGUCUUUGAAAUUAAAGAUUUAUGCUGUGGACAGUGCUUCCAAGAACUUGAAAAGGAAAAGCAGGAGUGUCAAGAUCUGAAAAAGAAACUAGAGAAGUGCCAUAGGCGCCUUCAGCAUUUAGAAAGGAUGCACAGAGCUGCAGUGGAGAGACUUGGAGAAGAGAACAGCAGGGUGGUUGAGGAAUUAAUAGAAGAAAACAAUGACAUGAAGAAUAAGUUGGAAGCACUGAAGGCCCUUUGCAGAACACCACCACGGUCACAGUCUGCAGGAGCCAUUGAGAGCGCUUGGCUGCCGUGCAGUGGACAGGCCUUGGAAGAACUCCGAGGGCAGUACAUUAAAGCUGUGAAAAAAAUUAAACGUGACAUGCUUCGAUACAUCCAGGAGAGCAAGGAAAGAGCUGCGGAAAUGGUAAAAUCCGAAGUGUUGCGGGAACGGCAGGAAACUGCCCGGAAGAUGCGGAAGUAUUAUCUGACUUGCCUUCAGCAGAUCCUGCAAGAUAAUGGAAAAGAAGAGGGAGCUGAGAAAAAGAUUAUGAAUACUGCUAGCAAACUCGCCUCAAUGGCAGAGCUGCUGGGAACAAUUGCAGAGUCCGACUGCGGAGUCAGGUGUGCACCGGCAGGCCACUCAGUAGCCUUUCCCUUGACUGCAGAGAUGCUGAUGGGCAUUGAAAGAUCGGAAAGGAACGGUGUGAGUCAGAGCAUUCCACACUGCAUUGAAAGCAAAGCAAACAGUGGAAAACCUAUCUCCAGAAAUGUGUGUGAGCAAGCUCCUGGGAGGAGGGCUGCGUCUAAUUCACAGAGGCGGUUAGAGGAUUCAGAACACAGAGAGACAAAGCCUGUGACGUCCAGAGCUUCGCCAUCAGACUGUCAGUCAGGGGAUGGGAGUUGCAGGCCUCCGGACGCCUUGGCAAAGACUGUUGCUCCUGAGUUUGCCUCAUGCAAGGGCAAAGGAGGCUUUGAUUUGCACGAAAAGAAAGACGCACUUGGUGGAGCUGGCUCUGAGUCCCCUCUUUAUCCAGCCGCCCACCCCUUCCUCAGAACUGCUGAAAAGAAAUCUUUACCUAAGUACAUCUCAGAGUCCACACACCCAGCUCUCAGAUGUCCCAAUGAAACACCAAGGUUAAAUGCAUUUAUGUGUGGUUCUCUAAGAGAAACAGAAAGUGCUGCAUUGGAGAUGAAUCAGGCUGUGGGCGCUCAGGACACCCCAGUGAAAGAUGGAGGUGGGCCUAGCAGCUCUCCGGGCUGGCCUUCCGGCAGUACUUUACCCUGUGGCAGUCGUGCUGUGCAGUUUCUUGGUGAUAGGUCACAAAGGACUCUAGACGUGCUGGGUGACUCUGUUCAGUUGAAACAGUUCUCAGCAGCCAGUUGUCUUCCGGAUGCCCUGAAGAGUAAUGUGGUCUGUCGGGGUACUUACACUCCACAUCUGCCCAAGGAAACCCUGCAUACCCAGCAAGGGAAGAUGGGUGCAACUCUGGGACACUUGUCUCCGCAGAACACUGACGUGUUAAAGCCAGAUUUCGGGAAACUGAGUGGCACGGGACCAUCUUCAGUGUGUCAGAAGCCCUUGAUAAAGUUAACUGCUCCUCUGACUAGCCAGCGAGAUAGUGGCUUUGACAGCCCCUUUGCCAGUCUAGACUAAUCACGUGCCAUAUUUCAGAAGAAUCAUUAUUAUUUGGACAAGAAACUGAACAGGUAUACUUUAUGCUGAAAAAACCAUUAUGAGAUCUGCCUGCCAGUUUUCAUGGGUUUGAUGCCCUUGUUCCUGAGGGACGUGUUCGCAUGAAGUUACUUGAGGUCUUUGUGUUGCCUUAGCAUUGGAGGCCUGAGUGAUGUGCUGUGUGGUCUGCUACUGUGUGGUGCUUUCUUUGGUUGCUCAGCUCUCUACUUUUAUAUUUAUAUGCCAACUUAUUUUGCAGUGUUAAAGUAUUUAAUAAAAUUAUAUGUAAUCUGCCA